AUGAAGAAUGAACGUGCAUAUUUAGUCCACGUUAUUGUUCAUCACCUGAGGUGGAGAGGUUUCUUAAUCCUCCCCCGUCUACACAAACCCAAACCCCACCAUAUUCCCCCCCAACACAAACCCAAGGAAACCAGGAAAACCAUGAGCCCCCAGUCCACCCCCUUUGAAGAAGGCGCCUUCCUCCCAGGCGGCCACAACACCGACCCUCCCCUCCCCCCAAAUGACCCAACAAUCGGGACAAAACUAAACCACUCGAUGCUCCGCAUCCGAGACCCGCAACGCUCCCUCCACUUCUACAUCACCCUCAUGGGCAUGCGCACCGUCUUCACCAUGAACACCGGCCCCUUCACAAUGUACUACCUCGGUUUCCCGUCCAGCGCGGAAGACCGCGCCGACCUGUCCGCGUGGGCGGCUAAGGUUUCCGACCCGGCCAACCUCACCCAGACGCUGGGGCUGCUGGAGCUGUUCCAUAUCCAUGGGACGGAGAAGCCCGUGGACGAGGGCGGUGUGGAGAUGGCCAACGGGAACGCGCCCCCCAAUCUGGGGUUCGGGCAUCUGGGGUUCACGGUUCCGGAUGUCGGGGCUACUGUCGAGAGGUUGAGGGCGGAGGGCGUCAAGGUUGUUAAGGAGUUGGGGGUUACCACUAGGGAGAGUAUUCCGUUGAGUGAAUGGGAGGAAAAGAGGGGUGUUGGGGUUGGGGAGAUCCAUCCGAAUUAUAAGGUGUUUUUUGAUCAGAUUGCUUAUGUGGCUGAUCCGGUGAGUUUCUUUUUCUUUUUCUUUUGGUUUCGGAUUGUGGUGAUAGAGGCUGACUGGGUGUUUAGGAUGGGUAUAUUAUUGAAAUUCUUCCGCAGAAUUGGCAGUGAGAAUGUGCGUGGGGGAGUGUUGAUGCUUGAUACUGCUGUUGAUGAAUAA
This is a messenger RNA of Aspergillus oryzae RIB40, 912 nucleotides long. RefSeq names its product putative lactoylglutathione lyase (Glo1). The transcript is spliced from 3 exons. The coding region runs from base 1 to 912 and encodes 303 amino acids. The record is from RefSeq and is a predicted model, not a curated record. NCBI's taxonomy places the organism in Eukaryota, Fungi, Ascomycota, Eurotiomycetes, Eurotiales, Aspergillaceae.